GACAAACUGGGGGGCGCAGACUGGCGAACUGGGGGCACUGGGAGCGACUGGGAGGCACAGGGCUCUGGGGGAUGUCGCUCCCCGCUGAGCCCAGCGCAGGGGGGGCUGUUCCCCACAGGAUGCUGUCGCGGGGCCGGCGGCUCCUGCGCUCCUGGAAAUCGCUGUUCACGGGGAGGCUCCUGCUCCUCACCAACACCCUGAGCUGCGGGGCCCUCCUGGCGGCCGGAGAUUCCCUGCAGCAGGAGUGGCACCGCCGCAAGCACCCCGAGAGCCAACACCAGCUGGGCAGGACUGGCCGGAUGUUUGCCGUGGGCUGCAGCCUGGGCCCCCUGAUGCACUACUGGUACCUCUGGCUGGACUCGGCGUUCCCAGCCCGGGGCGUGCGGAGCCUCCGGACGGUGCUGAAGAAAGUUCUGAUCGACCAGCUCGUGGCAUCGCCCGGCCUGGGCGCCUGGUACUUCCUGGGCAUCGGCACCCUGGAGGGCCAGUCCCUGGAGGAGAGCUGGGAUGAGCUCAAGGAGAAAUUCUGGGAGCUUUACAAGGCCGACUGGUGCGUGUGGCCGGCGGCUCAGCUGCUGAACUUCCUCUUCAUCCCUCCCACCUACCGCGUGGUUUACGUCAACGUGGUCACCCUGGGCUGGGACACCUACCUGUCCUACCUCAAGCACAGGCCUAGAGCCACCCCAAGCACCAAGCAGGAGGACCAGCGCAGUGCCAAGGCAUAGAGAGGUGGAUGUGGGCACUUCCAGAGGCUCCUGCCUGCAGCAAAUGGCCUUUUUUGGGGGGGCCUUGUGGCCACUGGGGAUUGAUCGACCCAAGGGGGGCCAUGGCUGGAGACCAGCAAGGCCAGACCCCCCCCCAGCCACGUGCCUCUUGCUGAUUAACUCAUCCGCUAAUUAGGAUGGGUCGGGGUUGUGUUGGUAACAAUCUCCUGUUUGCAGGAUGACCUGUAAAGUGAUUUCUUCUGGGAUGUACCCCUGGAGCCGGGGUGAGGAGCUGCUGCAGCCCCCAGCAAGGGCUCUGGUGCUUUCCCUGCUGCUCCAGGCUGGAUUUGUUCCCUCUCUCCAGAGCAAACUUGCUCCUCUCCAACCUCCUCCUCGGAUCCACUCCAGCCACUCAGAUCCUCACUAAUUAAUCAGGAAGGAAUUCUUCCCUGUGAGGGUGGGGAGGCACAGGGUGCCCAGAGAUGCAGCUGCCCCAUCCCUGGAAGUGUCCAAGGCCAGACUGGAGCACCCUGGGCUAGUGGAAGGUGUCCCUGCCCGUGGCAGGGCGGGUGGCACUGGGGGAGCUUUGCCCUCGCACUCCAAAGCAUUCCACGAUUCAUUUUGCCUGCCUGGCAGAGGGAUGAUGCCCCCUCUGCAGCUCCUCAUUCCUUCCCCUCCUGCUUUUUGUCUUGCAGCUCAAGGAUGGAAUCACUCCACUCCCCCACCCUCUGCUCCUGUUCCCCCCAUUCCCCCCUUUCCUUCCCUCCCCCCGGGCUGUGGGGGCUGGAGCCUCCCCGCUGGGAUAUAAAUAGGGGUGUGAUCACACCCGUCUGCUCUGCCGAGCCUGGGAGGCGGCUGGAGAAGCAGGGGCGGGGGGUUGGAGGCAAAUUUUGGCAGGAUUUGGACCAUCCCAUCCCUCUGCUACCAGCCCUGGGCAAGCUGGACACUCCCUGCAUCGCCCAGGAGCUGAAUGAUUUCCAGAAUCAAUGAAAACUGCCUAAAUGGGAUUUUUUUUUUCCUCUUAAAGCUGUGCCUUAAGCUCUGCUCUCAUCCCUCCUCGUGUCACAGCCCUGGAGGGACACGAUCCCUCCUUCCCCAGCAGCAGGAGCCAGCUGGGAAAAUGAUAAUAGAUCAUUUUGGCUCCUCUCUCUCUGGCAACUCAGAGGACCCACCCCCUCACUGUCCCCUGCGUGCCCACAACGACCCCCAGGGACCUGUGUGAUCAGCAUCGAUUUAUUUCGUCACGACAUUUCUUUUUUAAUACAGUGAUUUUUAGGAAAUUGUACCCUUUUUUUUUUUUUUUUCCUUUUUUUUUUUUUUUUGACACUUUUGACAUUUGUACAGUACAGUGUAACUCUUCCAUAAGUAAACUUCACAAAAAAGAGGACGAGGAGGGAGGAAAAGGGAGGAAGAUGGAAUAGAGGGGGUGGGGAAAGGGGGAAAAAAAGAAAACCCUGUGAAAUCAAAGACACGGCGCUCCAAGAAAAAUAAAUAAAGGGCAGCUCUGUCAUUGCUACGGGAAUAUCCACUUAUUCACAGUCUCCACAGAAGCACAGUACCACAGGAACACGAGAUUCCCAAACCCCUGGAGCGAACCAGCAACUCUCUGCUUGCCUCCCACCACGAGCCCAUCCCUAACCUCCCUUUCCCCCCAGGGGGCUGAUUCUCUCCAGGUCGCUUGGCCUCGCUGAUGUACUUAAAUGAAUUCGGUUUUUUUCCUUUAAAUCUUUUAAAUAAUAAGAGGUUUUGUUUUGUGUUUU
Messenger RNA from Myiozetetes cayanensis, 2464 nucleotides. RefSeq names its product MPV17 mitochondrial inner membrane protein like 2 (gene MPV17L2). Gene Ontology annotation, biological process: mitochondrial ribosome assembly. Gene Ontology annotation, cellular component: cytoplasm; membrane. NCBI's taxonomy places the organism in Eukaryota, Metazoa, Chordata, Aves, Passeriformes, Tyrannidae. Bases 72 to 725 code for a protein of 217 amino acids. The record is from RefSeq and is a predicted model, not a curated record. The transcript is spliced from 5 exons.